AUGCUUAAGAAUACUUUUAAAUUUAUUAAUUUAAUGGAUUACUACCAGCUUGGCCCAAAAGCCAUGGUAUCAUUUAUAUUAGGGAUCUUCAACAUUGCAAACAUAUUUUAAAAAGUUAAAAAGCUCUCAUGCGAAAGUUCGCUUUUUAUCAAAAUUCACACUCCGCUGAUUUGUACUUGAUACGAAUAAAGAUAUAUUUUAUUACACAAAAAAAGAAUCUGAUAUAAAACCAAUUGAUAAAUAAAAUGGCAUUCGGCUCGAGUGAAAUUAGCUUCGCUAAUUUUCUCUCCCUCAAGCAAUUUUAUUUAUGGGAUUAGGCUUUCUUCUGAGGACUUCUGUACAGCAAUAGCAGUUUAACUCUGGAAGAUUAGCCGAGGCACUGCUCCAAGUGCAUCAAGAGGCUUGAAGUUUUACCUCUCAGCACACCCGAGGAAGGUGACCCUUAGGUGGAACAUGUGCAGGAGCUAAGUCAGGAGGAGUGAGGCAACGCAGCCCGUCGAAGCCGGAACGCUAUAUUUUGCCUGUGUCAAGGUGGAACAAAGUGGAUCUAUCCAGAGGACCAUGGGCAACACAUGGACAAAUAUGAUGACAGCUCUGGAAACGGCUAUUCCGUAGUGAACUUUAAACGAUAUAGAUAAUUAAGUUAAGUUAAGAUAUAAAACAAAUUGAAACAUAUAGUCUACUUGAUCUUUUAGACGUUGAUCCUAACCCUAAAGUUACUUAUGCAUCUGAAUAUAAAUUUGUGUUUCAAGUAACCUUUUCUUCAAGAAAUUUUAUGCUUUAUUCAAAUUCUUUAUCAGCACAUAGGCAGUGAACUGAUAUGCUAAAAAGAUAUUUAAUACCGACUAGAAAAAAUAUAAGGGCUCCAAGGGUCUGAAAUAAAAGCAAUUCUAAUGAAAGCCAAGAAGGUGAUGAUCAGAUACUCAAUAAAGCAGUUCAGGAAGAGAUGAUAUCUCAAGAUGCAUCGUGGAGGCUUGCAACUGAAAGAGGAGAAAUUAAUGAGCAUGAAAUAAUAACUGAACAGGCGAGAGGUGAAAAUAUUAAUUACCCUGUAGAAGAUUAUAACUCCCCCCCUCCGUGAGUGAACAACAUUAUUAGAAAAAUCUCUAUUUUUUGCCCAAAAACCCACCCUCCGUGAGUGAACAAAAAUUUUUUUUAAUAGAAAAAUUUUUUAUCGAAAAAAAUUUUGAUAAAUAAGUGAUAAUUAGUAAUUAAAUCUCGAGCUAAUUCUGUUUAAAACAAAUUGCAUUUUAAAACAUAAAUUUUACAAAUUAAAUUAAAAAAUUAUAUAUAUAAAUUUUUUAAAAAAAAAUAAUUAACCCCUCCAUGAGUGAACAAAAUUUUUUUGUUCAAUCACGGAGGGGGAAGUAAGAGAAAUGCUCAAAAUGAAGAAGAAACCUGGAGAAUUUCAGGCAAUGAAAGAGUUUCAAAUGAAUAUUAUACCUGAAGUAUAAAUAAUCAGCCUAAUAUUAAUUCAAGCAAAUGAGUUGCAGAGGAAUUUUCUACUUCGAAAUCAGAAAAUAAAGAAAAUAGCCAGAAAUUCGACACAGUCUAUGUUUUCCAAGAUGCUUCUGAAGAAAUUGAAGGUUUUCAAAAAAAUAAAAUAAUUGAAGUCGAAAAAGAUCUAAAGAGCACUCUUCCAUUUGUAAUUAUGCCGACUGUGCCUACAAGCCCAAAAAUUCAUGAGGAAAAAGUGCUGCCAGUUUCUUUUAAAAUUAAAUCUGGCAUGCUUGAUAUGCUUGAAGACAUUCAAAGCCUGGGCUUAGAAGAUAUUGAAAUUUCUCCUCCCAGACAAGUAUCUUUAAAAAAAGCAGCAUCCCAGAAAAACCUUUAUUUUGAAAAGAAAACAAUUGAGAACCGCAAAUCAUCAAUAGGCACUCUAAAUGAAGUUGCAAGCCAAUAUCCUGUGGAUUCUCCUAAAUCCUCCAUCAAUAAAUAAUUUUUUAAAAAAUUAUUUUUAAAAUUAUUUAAAUAAUAGGGUAAGAAUGGACAAUGUGGGUGGAUGAAUCGCAAGCUGAAGACCAAUAGGAAUGGUUUUUUUAGUCCUGAAAGAAUAGAAGGAAAACUGAAAGCAAGCGGCUCGCAAAAAACGAUAAGACCAGCAUUUGUAUAUAAAAAGUAA
Molecule: messenger RNA, 2122 nt
Organism: Blepharisma stoltei
Lineage: Eukaryota; Ciliophora; Heterotrichea; Heterotrichida; Blepharismidae
Source: the annotation of a GenBank genome assembly